Messenger RNA from Neohortaea acidophila, 562 nucleotides. RefSeq lists its product as uncharacterized. NCBI's taxonomy places the organism in Eukaryota, Fungi, Ascomycota, Dothideomycetes, Mycosphaerellales, Teratosphaeriaceae. The transcript has a single exon. Bases 262 to 531 code for a protein of 89 amino acids. The record is from RefSeq and is a predicted model, not a curated record.
CUCGACAUAUGUGAUGGCCACAUUGCCCACCUUGAUAAGCGUGUCCUGCGCGUCGAGCACGUUGCGUGAUGCGCUGGUUGCGAAGCGCAGAACACACUUUCGAAAGCCAUCAUGUGUGCUGUUGAAGAUGUUAAGCAGCGCCACCGAAUGUCCUCACACUGACGCCAGCCCCAAGCUGACGACUCAGCUGCUGGAGUCUUCCUCCUCCCCCUCGACCUCUCUCUCAUCGUCGGCAUCGUCCGCCGUGUCGUCUACAUACGAAUGACCUUCUUCCUCACUCUCCAGCUCUCCUGUUUGUUCAACAUCGACUUGCUCCUCCCAUCCCUUUUCUUCUCCUUGUGUUUCUUCCUCCUCAUGACCGACUACGCCGACCGCAUGAGCACCGCUGUCCUCUUGCUGCGUUGGCCCAAUCUUCCCGCCUCUCGAGUGAUGAAUCGGCAAAGGCUGUUGGCUCGCCGCCGCAGAUGCCAGUACACUCAAUCUGUCCUGUCCCGCAUCACCUCCGCUCCUCUCGAUCGAUACGUGCGCUGAUCCACUAGACUGAAAUGGAGCAAGUAGGUAC